Messenger RNA from Williopsis jadinii, 1536 nucleotides. RefSeq names its product MFS general substrate transporter. The transcript has a single exon. Bases 1 to 1536 code for a protein of 511 amino acids. Lineage: Eukaryota; Fungi; Ascomycota; Saccharomycetes; Phaffomycetales; Wickerhamomycetaceae. The record is from RefSeq and is a predicted model, not a curated record. Gene Ontology annotation, biological process: plasma membrane lactate transport. Gene Ontology annotation, molecular function: secondary active monocarboxylate transmembrane transporter activity. Gene Ontology annotation, cellular component: plasma membrane.
AUGACUGCUGGGAGAUACAUCGCCACACGCAUUCCUUCCCUAUUCACGCUUCCUGGUACGCCAGUGAAGUCGCUGAACCCAGCCCCAGCAAUGAGGGCCUUGAGCAGAAGCGACUGGAACUACUUUGCCAUGGGCUACUGUGCCUGGGUCAUUGAUGCGUUCGACUUCUUCUGCGUGUCUGCCUGUGCCCCAGCGUUGGCCAAGGCCUUUGACAGAUCAAUCCACGACAUCACCUGGGGUAUCACACUGGUGCUGAUGACCCGUUCUCUGGGUGCCGUGAUCUUUGGUUCUCUCUCCGAUACGUACGGUAGAAAGCCAACGUACUUGGCCGUCAUGGCCCUGUUCUCCAUGAUUGAGAUCGGCACCGGGUUUGUCCAAACCUACACACAGUUUCUGAUCGUGAGAUUGCUCUUUGGUGUCUGUAUGGGUGGUUGCUACACCACCGCAUCUGCAACAGCACUGGAAUCUCAGCCAACAACGUCUCGUUCCGUGCUAGGUGGUAUCUUCUUGCCUGGCUAUAACCUGGGCUACAUUCUCGCAGUGGCCUUCUACCGUGCCUUCGAGUUCUCAACUCAUGGCUGGAGAGCACUCUUCUGGUUCUCAGCAGCCCCUCCUGCCAUUCUGUUCAUGUGGAGACUGAUGUUCCCAGAACAUCCACACUUUGUUGAGCACAAGAGAGUCCAGCGUGAAAAGGCCUUGGCUGAGGGUAACCAUGCCCAGGCUGCAUCACCAUGGAGGCAAUUCUACUCUGAUUUGAAGAAGGCAUUGAGCAAUCACUGGCUGAUGUUCGUUUACCUCGUCUUCUACCUCUCAUUGAUGAACUUCUCCUCGCACGCUUCCCAAGAUUUGAUGCCAACCAUGUUGCAAAACCAGCUCUUCUUCUCCGCAAACCAGCGUACUGCCAUCAUGAUCGUCGUUAACCUGGGUGCCAUGGUUGGUGGCCUGUGUGUUGGUACGCUUUCUGAAUUCACAGGGAGAAGACUGGCGAUCUUUUCAUGUGCCGUUGGCUCCUCAGCGUUGAUCUACCCUGCUUUCUUCUCCACGUCCAUUGGUGGGCUCAUGGCUGGUGGCUUCUUCAUGCAGUUCUUCGUCAUGGGCUGCUGGGGUGUCUGCUCUGUCUACAUCAUGGAGCUGUCUCCACCAGCGUUCAGAGCCCUGUUUGGUGGUUUGGCUUAUCAAUUGGGUAACCUGGCCUCAUCAGCAUCUUCCACCAUCGAAUCAGAGAUCAGCAGCUCGUUCCCACUGCCAGAUCUCGGCCCAAGCAUCUACGACUACGCAAAGAGUAUGGCUCUGUUCAUGGUUGGUGUCAACGUGUGCCUCAUCGUGUGUAUCAUCUGUGGUCCAGAGUACUUCCACAGGGACUUCAGUGCACAUGCUGAAGAGAACUACUCUGACCAGAAGAAGGCCACCAUCGAACAGUUCGACACGGCCAGUGACGAGGAGCGUGCCAUGGGAUCAUUGAAGAUGAACACCGAGGUUGAGGAGUUCGACAUGGACAAGGCCUCUGUCCAGCACAGAGAAUCUGCUAGAGACUAG